AUGUCGCGUUCCAACACUUCUUCGACAUCCGUGGCUACGCCUACAUCAUCUCCGAGUAAGCCUUUCCAACCACCCGGAAGCUUCCCUCAGGUGUAUGGCAACAUGCCUUCCGGUGGAUUCGACACUGAAUGGCAAGAUUAUUACCUCGUCACCGAUGGUCUCCCGAGCAUUACCUUCCCACUUCCGAGAAAUUUCGCCGGAAAUAUCCCAACCGGACCGAUGGUCUAUCAGUCCCAAACCAGCAUUACGCAGAAUAUAGUGAGCUGGACCGGUCUCGUGGACUUGAUCUAUGUAGACCAACCUGUCGGUGUUGGCUUCUCGACGAGCGAAUCUGACGGCUAUAUCAACGAUGAGGACGAUAUGGGCGCCGAUUUUGUUGGGUUUCUAUCAAAUUUAGUCAAGAUAUUCCCGAGCCUUGCGACCAGGCCCUUGAUUCUGGCUGGUGAGGACUACGCCGGCGUCUACAUCCCCUAUAUUGCCAAAGCGAUCUGGUCGUCAUCUUCGCCACCCGUCAAACUCAGCAAGGUUGCUAUCGGCAAUGGGUUGCUCGAUACAACGAUUUCCCCUCACUUGUCCACCAUAUCAAUCCUAGAGUCCUACCCCCAGUUGAUCAACUACAACCAGGACAUAUUCCAGUCUUUCGUCACACAGCAACACCAGUGUGGGUUUGAUCUCAAUCUCACAUACCCACAGCAGGAUCCUCUUUUAGUCUUUGAAACACCAUCCCGGCGCUCCUCGUUCUGGAAGUCUGCCCCGGCUUCAUUAAACAGCAGUACCACUACUCUGGACAGAAGGUCCUCUCAUCAUGCUGCCUUCCCAGACAAACGACAGAGCUCUAGCUUCAUCCCGAGCUCCACGAGCAACUCUUAUGGGUGUUCUUUGUUCGAUGAGAUGAUCGAUUAUGCGCGAAACUUCUCUUCACCUUGGACCUCCGGCGCGUUCGACUUAUUCGAUGUCUCCAACGUCUUGAAGGCUCAGCCUAUCUUUGAUCUCGGCCCAUAUUUCAAUUCCUUCCAAGUCCGUAACGCGCUCCAUGCACCAAGUAGCAAGAACUGGGUCUCGACCUCCGUCUACCCGUUUGGCUCAACUACCAACAUCUGUGAGAAGAUCAAUUAUACGACGAUAUUUUUCGCCGAUUUCGUCGCCAACGCCUCCUCUCAAAACGUCGAGAUCGUCUUAUAUUCUGGUGGUAGUAAUGCCAUAGCACAUCACACUGGUCUCGAAAUUCUCAUUCAGAACACGAUAUUUGGGGGCAUUCGGGGAUUUACCCGCAAACCAUCCACUCCUUGGACAGACGAUAACGGCAAUAUCGCAGGUAUCGUUCAUCAGGAGCGCGGUGUUGUGUACGCCCUCUUCGACGGAGUAGGCCACAUGAUACCCAACUUCAAGCCAGACUCAGCGCUGGUAUUCUUCCGCGACUUCAUUAUCAACUCAAACGCCACAGGUUCUAUCACCACGGACACGAAAGGCGAUCCAACUGCUCUAGGAGGAGAGAAUGCCAAUCUAGCGGAUGAUGUUCCUCGUGUUGAGACGGAGCUCUUUGUCGGGACUUCUGCAACACAGGGCACUGUAUUUGCAGAGCCUGCAACUGUCUCCGCUUGGGCCAGCUUUCUGGCUACGGCGAAGCCUGUCGCCACCUCCGCCAUGUCAAGUGUCCCGAAGCUCGUCCCUCCUACCGUGUUAUUCUUUGGUGCUCCUUCCACUUUGUUUGUUCUCAUACUGUCAUUUCUCACUUAA
Molecule: messenger RNA, 1737 nt
Organism: Stereum hirsutum FP-91666 SS1
Lineage: Eukaryota; Fungi; Basidiomycota; Agaricomycetes; Russulales; Stereaceae
Product: alpha/beta-hydrolase
Exons: 16
Coding region: 1-1737 (578 amino acids)
Biological process (GO): proteolysis
Molecular function (GO): serine-type carboxypeptidase activity
Source: RefSeq, a predicted model, not a curated record